Messenger RNA from Capsella rubella, 978 nucleotides. Its product is annotated as RNA-binding protein Y14. Gene Ontology annotation, cellular component: nucleus; cytoplasm; exon-exon junction complex. NCBI's taxonomy places the organism in Eukaryota, Viridiplantae, Streptophyta, Magnoliopsida, Brassicales, Brassicaceae. Gene Ontology annotation, biological process: RNA splicing. Bases 91 to 699 code for a protein of 202 amino acids. The transcript is spliced from 4 exons. The record is from RefSeq and is a predicted model, not a curated record. Gene Ontology annotation, molecular function: mRNA binding.
AAGAAAGCUCCGUCCCCAAAAACAAAGGAAACAAAAUCAAGUCGGCGGAACGGGAAGAGAUCGAUCGGGAAGCUACCGGAGGCGGAAGUUAUGGCGAACAUAGAGUCAGAAGCAGUCGAUUUCGAGCCAGAGGAGGAUGACCUUAUGGAUGAAGAAGGUACAGCAGUUGACCCCGCCGAUGUUUCUCCACGCGCCGGACAACCUAGGCUUAAGUCGGCUAUUGCCGGAGCAAAUGGCGAAUCAGCUCCGCAGAGGAAGACCAAAGGCCGUGGGUUUCGCGAGGAGAGAGAUUCCGAUCGUCAGCGCCAUCUUUCAUCGCGCGAUUUCGAAUCACUCGGUUCUGACGGCGGUUCUGGUCCACAGAGAUCCAUUGAAGGAUGGAUUAUUUUGGUCUCUGGAGUUCAUGAGGAGGCACAGGAUGAUGAUUUAUUCAAUGCUUUUGGUGAUUUUGGGGAGAUAAAGAAUCUACAUCUCAAUCUCGAUCGUCGUACUGGUUUUGUCAAGGGCUAUGCUUUGAUAGAAUAUGAGAAGAAAGAAGAAGCACAGAAGGCUAUUUCAGCAAUGAAUGGGGCGGAGCUUCUAACGCAGAAUGUCAGUGUUGACUGGGCAUUCAGCAAUGGUCCCAUUGCUGGUGGAUCUCAGUGGAGAAAGAACCAGAGGUCUGGAAGGCGUUCACGAAGCCCGAGAAGACGUUACUGAUUGUAUGAUUUGAUGUGGAGAGUUGUUUCCACAGCUCUCAGUAUCGGGGAUUCUCACUCUUAUCUGUAAGGUAUGGAAACAAGGCGCUGAGUGUUGGACAAUAUUAUUUUUUUUGCGGUUAAUUAGGGUUUGGUUGCUUUAUCGUUGUUUAAUCGUAUGCCUUUGUAUGGGAGGGGAUUGUUUGCGUUUAAAUACCAUGAUGAGAUCUGUUUAAAUGCUUUGUGUUGGUAAAAAAGGACAAACAUUGGAUGAGGAAGAUGUUUUAAUUUUCAUUCUCUA